Trichomonas vaginalis G3 is the source of this 623-nucleotide messenger RNA. RefSeq names its product integrase core domain containing protein family. The annotation marks the transcript as partial. Gene Ontology annotation, biological process: DNA integration. The record is from RefSeq and is a predicted model, not a curated record. Lineage: Eukaryota; Parabasalia; Trichomonadida; Trichomonadidae. The transcript has a single exon. Gene Ontology annotation, molecular function: nucleic acid binding.
AUGAGCUUGAAAGAAGUAUUCGAACAACAUCCAUGGAGGUCAUUUAAGAAGUUCAAUGAAGCUGCAAAGAGUUGGGGAUUUACUAACAGAGCUGAAGUGAAAAGGUUCUUUGACAAAAAUGUUGUACAUCAAACAAAAAUAAACCCUUACGACUACUUUUUACCAAUUUACUCCAACACUCCUGACGCAUACCAAUUUGACACUCUCAUUCAAAGCAGAAAAGGAGGACAUAAACCAUUCCUCAUCUUCAUAAAUGUUAACACUCGUAAAGCAUAUGCGUAUAUAAUGAGAAAUAAAGGAACUCAUGAAGUGUUAAGAGUUUUACAAAAGUUUGUAGCAGAACAUAGCCCAAGUAUUUUAACAUCAGACCAAGACGGUGCAUACCUCAGCAACGAAAUCACAGAAUUUCUCAUUAAGCAUAACAUAACUCACUACACUACUGAAGACCAUAACCAUAACAUACUCGGUAUCAUUAACCGCUUCAUAAGGACUCUCAGAGAUUUAAAUCAAGAGCGAGACUUUACCGAAGAAACAAUGAAACAUUUCAUCGAAGUUUACAAUUCCUCAACACAUUCUACAACAGGACAUACACCAAAUUCAAUGACACAACAACAAGAAGAAAA